Schizosaccharomyces osmophilus is the source of this 2289-nucleotide messenger RNA. It is a transcript of the gene sec231, whose product is annotated as COPII cargo receptor subunit Sec23a. Bases 1 to 2289 code for a protein of 762 amino acids. The transcript has 4 exons. Gene Ontology annotation, cellular component: COPII vesicle coat; endoplasmic reticulum exit site. Gene Ontology annotation, molecular function: GTPase activator activity; zinc ion binding. The record is from RefSeq and is a predicted model, not a curated record. NCBI's taxonomy places the organism in Eukaryota, Fungi, Ascomycota, Schizosaccharomycetes, Schizosaccharomycetales, Schizosaccharomycetaceae. Gene Ontology annotation, biological process: COPII-coated vesicle cargo loading; intracellular protein transport; endoplasmic reticulum to Golgi vesicle-mediated transport.
AUGAAUUUUGAGGAAAUUGAAGAGCGAGAUGGGAUCCGUUUUACUUGGAAUGCGUUUCCAUCAACUAGAAUUGAAAGCUCUAGGACAAUCGUCCCAAUUUCUGCUCUCUACAAGCCUUUAAACCCUAGACCUGACUUACCGCCAGUCCUUUAUGAACCGGUGACUUGUAAAGCUCCAUGCAAAGCAAUUUUGAAUCCUUUUUGCCACCUUGACACUCGUGCUAAAUUUUGGAUAUGUCCAUUUUGCUUGCAAAGAAACAUGCUGCCACCGCAAUACAAGGACGUAUCAAGCACUAGCCUUCCUUUGGAGUUACUUCCUGAAUUCUCUACCAUUGAGUAUACUCUUCCCAGACCACCACAACUCCCCCCUGUGUUCCUUUUUGUUGUGGAUUUAUGUCAGGAUCAAGAAAAUUUGCAAUCAUUGAAGGAUUCCCUUAUUAUUAGCUUGAGCUUGCUUCCUCCCGAGUGUUUGGUUGGUUUAAUUACCUUUGGUACUAUGGUCGAUGUUUAUGAGCUUGGAUACACCGAAUGUUCCAAAUCAUAUGUCUUCCGCGGAUCAAAGGAUUAUAGUUCUAAACAGGUGCAAGAGAUGUUGGGAUUGCCUGUUAGUUCUGCUGCUGCUGCUGCGCCAAUUGCUUUACAACAAGCUCGCGCCGUUUCUGGCGGUAUAACCGCCUCUCGUUUCCUUUUACCAAUUCAGCAAUGCGAGUUUCAGUUAACUAGCAUUCUCGAACAGCUUCAACCUGACUCAUGGCCUGUUGCUAAUGAUAGGCGCCCUCAGCGUUGCACAGGAACUGCUCUUAACAUUGCCGUUAGCAUGAUGGAAAGUAGCUGUAAUAAUAGUGGUGGCCGCAUUAUGGUUUUUGCUGGCGGUCCCAGUACUGUUGGGCCUGGUAUGGUUGUUUCCACUGAGCUCCGUGAACCUAUCCGUUCUCACCACGACGUUGAGCGUGAUCAAGCUAAGCAUAUGAAGAAAGCUUUGCGUUUUUAUGAAAACCUUAGUAAACGAGUUAGUGCCAAUGGUCACGUUGUCGACAUUUUAGCUGGCUGCUUGGAUCAAAUUGGUAUGAUGGAAAUGAGAAGCUUAUCUGCUAGUACUGGAGGUUAUUUGGUACUUUCUGAUUCCUUUACGACAUCUAUCUUUAAACAAAGUUUCCAACGUAUAUUUUCCCGCGAUGCUUUUGGACACCUAGCUUUAGGCUUCAAUGGCAGUAUGGAGGUGGUUACAAGCAAAGAAUUGAAGAUAUCCGGCCUGAUUGGAAAUGCCGUCUCGUUGAACAAGAAAGCCCAAAAUGUCGGUGAUACCGAAAUUGGUCUUGGUAAUACGAACAGUUGGAAGAUGUGUGGUCUAUCUCCUAAGUCUGCUUUUGCUCUCUAUUUUGAAGUUGCUACGCAAACCGCUGCUGCACCUCAAAGUAAUGAUAAGGGCUUAAUUCAAUUUCUCACCCUAUACCAACAUUCCUCUAACACUUUCCGUUUGCGUGUUACUACUUCGGCCCGUGCUUUCGCUGACGGUGGAAGCCCAUUAAUCAUUAAUUCCUUUGACCAGGAAACCGCUGCUGUAGCUAUGGCACGAAUUGCUGCUUUCAAGGCCGAAGUUGACGAUGGACCGGACGUUCUUCGCUGGACUGAUCGAAUGCUAAUUAAACUUUGCCAGAAAUUUGCUGAGUAUAGAAAGGAUGAUCCCGCUAGCUUCCGUCUCUCCUCUCAAUUUACUCUUUAUCCUCAAUUUAUGUACUAUCUUCGACGUAGCCCUUUUCUUCAAAUUUUCAACAACUCACCGGAUGAAACUGCCUUCUACCGUCAUAUGUUGAACAUUGAAGAUGUUAACAAUGCUUUGAUUAUGAUUCAGCCCACUUUACUUUCGUUUUCUCUAGAACAUCCUGAUGGUAAGCCAGUGUUAUUAGAUGCAGUUUCUGUAAAGUCUGAUGCAAUUCUUUUACUUGAUACCUUCUUCCAUAUUCUUAUUUUCCACGGUGAUACGAUUGCCCAGUGGAGAAACGCUGGUUAUCAUGAGAAACCUGAAUAUGCAAACCUUAAAGAAUUACUGCAAGGUCCUAGAGUUGAGGCUGCCGAAUUACUAGUUGACAGGUUCCCGAUUCCCAGAUUUAUUGUAUGCGAUCAAGGUGGUAGUCAAGGACGUUUCUUGCUUUCACGCAUUAACCCAUCAGAAACCCACAACUCUGCCACUAUUUAUGGUGCUCCUUCCGCUCAUGCAGUUUUAACCGACGACGUAUCAUUACAAGUAUUUAUGAGCCAUCUUAAGAAGCUUGCUGUUGCUGUUUCUUGA